Dioscorea cayenensis subsp. rotundata (Guinea yam) is the source of this 477-nucleotide messenger RNA. Its product is annotated as serine/threonine-protein kinase BSK1-like. The transcript has 5 exons. Gene Ontology annotation, biological process: brassinosteroid mediated signaling pathway. The record is from RefSeq and is a predicted model, not a curated record. The coding region runs from base 91 to 426 and encodes 111 amino acids. Lineage: Eukaryota; Viridiplantae; Streptophyta; Magnoliopsida; Dioscoreales; Dioscoreaceae. Gene Ontology annotation, molecular function: protein kinase activity.
AUUCUAUUUGAUGAGGCUGACAAUCCUUGUCUUUCUUGUUUCGGCCUUGUGAAAAAUCAUAGGAAUGGUAGAUAUUAUUGUUCUCCUUACAUGCCUCCAGAAUGCAGAAGUGGAUUGAUCACUCCUAAAAGCAUGAUAUUUGGCUUGGGUUAUAUGAUACGAGAUCUAGUGAGUGGAAGGCAAAUUCCACAAGACCAUGAAAUGUUAGAGAUGGUAGUAGGUAAACAAAUCCCUAUCCGUCCGGAUUCUCGUUUGAAGGGUGAAUAUUCUGCUGAAGAUGCAACUGCUUUGUUGGAACUUGCAUCUCAAUGUAUGCGACAUAAGCCUAAUGACCGACCCACUAUAAAAGAUGUUAUUGCAACCCUUGCACAAGUUCAAAGCAAUGCUGCGGGACCAUCUGAUGCAGGAGACUCAGAAGGUACUUGACUGUUCUCCACACAAGGUGUAUAACAUCAUGUUCCCACAUUUGCCAAAAGC